Molecule: messenger RNA, 1715 nt
Organism: Perca flavescens (yellow perch)
Lineage: Eukaryota; Metazoa; Chordata; Actinopteri; Perciformes; Percidae
Gene: dntt
Product: deoxynucleotidyltransferase, terminal
Exons: 11
Coding region: 1-1503 (500 amino acids)
Biological process (GO): double-strand break repair via nonhomologous end joining
Cellular component (GO): nucleus
Molecular function (GO): DNA binding; DNA-directed DNA polymerase activity; DNA nucleotidylexotransferase activity
Source: RefSeq, a predicted model, not a curated record
AUGUUCCACGCUCCUAUUGUGCCUCGUGUGAGGAAAAGGUCAAGGCCAGCGGAAGCUGAUGUUCCCAGGCGUGAAGAGGUGAAGUUUGAGGAUGUCAGGCUGUACCUGGUGGAGAGGAAAAUGGGCCGCAGCAGGAGAAGCUUUCUGACCCAGCUGGCUAAGUCAAAGGGCUUUAUUGUGGAAGACGUCCUCAGUGAUGAGGUCACUCAUGUGGUGUCAGAGGACAGCCACGCUUCAUCCCUGUGGAAGUGGCUAAAGGAGUGCGCCCCGAAGAAUCUAAAAAACCUGAAUGUGUUGGACAUCAGCUGGUUCACUGACAGCAUGAGAGAGGGGAGACCUGUUGCUGUGGAGACAAGACACCUCAUUCAGGACAAUUUGCCCACAUUGCCAGAAGGUUCUACAUCCACUCCUGUGACCACCGUUUCUCAAUACGCCUGCCAGAGAAGGACAACAACAGAAAACCAUAACAAGAUAUUCACAGAUGCUUUUGAAGUGCUGGCGGAGAGCUAUGAAUUCAGCGAGAUGGAGGGUCCAUGCCUCGCGUUCAGGAGAGCGGCAUCUGUGCUGAAGAGUCUGCCCUGGGCGGUGCGUUGCCUGGGGGCAACUCAGGACCUGCCCUGCCUGGGGGAACACACCAAGGCAGUCAUGGAGGAGGUCCUUCAAUGUGGCCGCUCGUUUGAAGUCGAGAAAAUACUCUCUGAUGAAAGAUAUCAAACACUUAAGCUGUUCACGAGUGUGUUUGGGGUUGGACCUAAGACGGCUGAGAAGUGGUACCGCAGAGGGCUGCGCUCCUUCACUGAGAUUCUGGCAGACCGCAGCAUUCAUCUAAACCGGAUGCAACAAAAUGGUUUUCUGCAUUAUGGAGACAUCACCAGGGCUGUCAGUAAAGCAGAGGCCCGAUCCCUGAGGACCAUUAUUGACGAAGCUGUCCGUGCGAUCACACCGGCCGCCAUACUAGCACUGACAGGUGGCUUCCGCAGGGGCAAGGAGUUUGGUCAUGACGUAGACUUUAUCGUGACCACACCGGAGCUGGGGAAAGAAAAGAGUCUGCUACCCAACAUUAUUAACGGACUGAAAAAGCAAGGCAUUCUGCUGUUCUGUGAUUACCAGGCCUCCACCUUUGAUAUGGCAAAGCUUCCCAGCUACAGGUUUGAAGCCAUGGACCACUUUGCAAAGUGCUUCCUGAUCUUGCGGCUGGAGGCCAGCCAAGUGGAGGGAGGUCUCCACAGUGCCGAGGGGGACAGCAGGGGUUGGAGGGCAGUGCGUGUGGACUUGGUGUCGCCACCUGUGGAUCGUUACGCCUUUGCUCUCCUGGGCUGGACCGGCUCCAGGCAGUUUGAGAGAGACCUAAGGAGGUUCGCUCGAGUAAAGCAGCAGAUGAUUCUGGACAACCACUGCCUGUACGACAAAACCAAGAAAGAGUUCCUGGCAGCCACGACUGAAAAGGACAUCUUUGCCCAUCUGGGUCUUGAGUACAUCGAGCCUUGGCAGAGAAAUGCGUAGGCCUCAACUGUUUCCUGACUGGAUGGUACCCGUGUGCGCAUCACAGUUUAUCCCAUCUCCAUACCGUUCUGCGGCUCUCCUGUGAUUCACUUUCAAACAGCUUUUGAUUUCCAUGCCGUUUUGUUUUUGCUGUUACCGCUAUUGUGCUCCUUGUUGUCUAGACUGAUGUAUGAUUCAUAAUUCUGCUUAUUCACUAUUGUCUGUUAGCGAGU